AUGCAAACAACAUAAGGAUUACCAAAAGGUAAAACUAUCAUAAAUCUGAAUGGGUGCCAUAUUAAUGAAAAUGAAUCGGGCCAUUGUGGAUAUUGUGGAGGUAAGAAAGGCUCCUAGGGAGCUGUUUAAUGGGGUCUUGUUUCUAACAAGAUGACAGUGUAAGACUAUCAGAAAUUGAUGGAUAGAGGCUGGAGAAGAUGCGGAGGAUAUUACUACAAGUAUGACUUCGAAAAGUCAUGCUGCUAACCUUUUACUAUCAGAUUGAAUGCCUCAGAAUAUCAGAUAAGCUAGUCUUAAAGAAAGGUUAUGAAAAAGUUCAACAAAUUUCUUCUAGGGUAAAUUGGAAUGGAUGGUAAAGCUGUAGAAACUAAAAUGCAAAUAUAAGAGGAAAGCAAGUUAUAGCAAAAGUAAAAUGAAUAAGAUGUGAAUCAAGUCAAACAUGCUCAAAUACUUAGCAUUCUAAAUGAUAUAACAACUAACUACCCUCAAUAAGAGGUUUUUGAAGGAAUCAGUGAGUAAUAAUACUAAGAGCUAGUGAAAUUUUCUAUCAUUAACAAGUCUAAAGAUAAACAACUAAAAGAUACUCUGAGUUGGUCAACAAAUACUCUAAUAAAGCUAUUCUUCUAGAUUAAAGCUGAUAAAAAGGAUAAAAUGCCACAUAAUUUGAAAUCUAUAAAAGAUUUCGUCAAUGAACUCAGAUUAAUAAAUCAAUUAGUAUUCAAUCAGGAGAAUAGUAGUGUUAAGAUUGAAGACUCAGGCUAUUUAACCUUUGUUAAUUUAGAAAAAGACACAGCAGUAGAAGAAACAAAGUAAGCUUAAAAAGAAAAAGAUAAGACCCAAUAAAAAAAGUCACAUAAGCAAGUGGAGGAAAAGAAGGAGGAUGCAAAGCCAGAAAUUAGUAAGUCUCAAGGUGUUUAGGAAAAUCUUCUAUAUUAAUAAUAUUUCAAAGAGCAUGUUCCUUUAGAAUUAAAAGAAGGUCAAGAACUUAAACAUUCAUACACAGUAACAAUUUCAAAAGCUCUCUAUAAUAAGGAAUGCUUUGAAGUUUAUAGCUAGUACUAGCAGACAGUUCACAAAGAUAUUGAGAAGCAUCCAUCAGGCUACAAAAGAUUUUUAUGUCAAAAUCCAUUAUUUGAUCCAAAGGAUUAAAGAGAAAAUAAUUUUAAGAGUCCUUAGAGAUUAGAUGACUUUGAUAACAUUAGAACUUACAAAGAUGAAGGGGUUUGGCCUGAACACUUGGGAGGAUAUCAUAUGGUUCAUAAAAUAGAUGGUGAAGUAUUUGCUGUAGGUGUCAUAGAUAUCACUCCUAACGUUUUGUCCAGUGUGUAUCUUUACUAUAACCCCAAGUUUGAAUUUUUGUCUCCUGGCGUCUUCACAGCUGUUAGAGAGAUUGAAUAUGUCUAAAGAAUAAUGGAAGUAUUUGAUCCAGAGUUUAAAUACUAUUACAUGGGGUAUUACUUUUAAGACUGUCAAAAAAGUGUCUACAAAGCCAAUUACAAACCAUCUUAAGUGCUUUGUCCAUUAACUUAGAACUAUGUGUACCUCACUGAUGAGAUUAAAAGUAGAAUAACUGCAUAAAAACUUCCACUUCUAUGUGAUGAUUUGCCUAAAAUUAAAGAACUUAGUUUGACUGAUACUCAAGCCACUACACUAGCCUAAAAUAUUAAGUUCAUAUAUCAAGAAUAAGAAACCUUAUCAAUUUCUGAUCUAUCAAUAAGGUAUCAACCUAUUAUUCUUAAAUUGCUGGUAAACUUGUAUCAGAAUAUUGGACUUGACUUAAUGAUGACUUGUAGUUUCACUUUCUGA
Messenger RNA from Stylonychia lemnae, 1806 nucleotides. The record is from the annotation of a GenBank genome assembly. Lineage: Eukaryota; Ciliophora; Spirotrichea; Sporadotrichida; Oxytrichidae.